Molecule: messenger RNA, 3349 nt
Organism: Myotis daubentonii (Daubenton's bat)
Lineage: Eukaryota; Metazoa; Chordata; Mammalia; Chiroptera; Vespertilionidae
Gene: GPHN
Product: gephyrin
Biological process (GO): glycine receptor clustering; establishment of synaptic specificity at neuromuscular junction; postsynaptic neurotransmitter receptor diffusion trapping
Cellular component (GO): postsynaptic specialization; cytosol; dendrite
Molecular function (GO): molybdopterin molybdotransferase activity
Source: RefSeq, a predicted model, not a curated record
CGCUCCCGGCCGCGCGCUCCGAGCUCCCGCUUCUCCCGGCUCCUGUCAGUGCGGUGACUGCGCUGGGAAACAUGGCGACCGAGGGGAUGAUCCUCACGAACCACGACCAUCAAAUCCGCGUCGGAGUCCUCACAGUGAGUGAUAGUUGCUUCAGGAAUCUUGCAGAAGAUCGCAGUGGGAUAAAUCUCAAAGAUCUCGUACAAGAUCCUUCUUUGUUGGGUGGGACUAUAUCAGCAUACAAGAUAGUACCAGACGAAAUAGAAGAAAUCAAGGAAACCCUGAUAGAUUGGUGUGAUGAAAAGGAACUUAAUUUGAUACUAACAACUGGAGGAACAGGGUUUGCACCACGAGAUGUCACUCCAGAGAAAUUCCCAACAUUCCCAUUUUGUGGGCUCCAGAAAGGGGCCACAAAAGAAGUAAUAGAACGGGAAGCACCAGGGAUGGCCCUGGCAAUGCUGAUGGGAUCACUUAAUGUUACACCUCUGGGCAUGCUCUCUAGGCCUGUAUGUGGAAUCAGAGGGAAAACUCUCAUAAUUAACUUGCCAGGUAGCAAGAAAGGAUCUCAGGAAUGCUUUCAGUUCAUACUGCCAGCUCUACCUCAUGCCAUUGACCUUUUACGUGAUGCCAUUGUAAAAGUAAAGGAAGUGCAUGAUGAACUUGAAGAUUUACCUUCCCCACCACCUCCUCUUUCUCCUCCUCCCACAACUAGCCCCCAUAAACAGACAGAAGACAAAGGGGUUCAAUGUGAAGAAGAGGAAGAAGAGAAGAAAGACAGUGGUGUUGCUUCAACAGAAGAUAGUUCUUCAUCACAUAUAACUGCAGCAGCCAUUGCUGCCAAGAAGCAUCCAUUCUACACCAGUCCUGCUGUUAUCAUGGCACAUGGUGAGCAGCCCAUCCCUGGUCUCAUCAGUUAUUCCCAUCAUGCAACAGGCAGUGCAGAUGAACGGAUUCCAGACUCCAUAAUUUCUCGUGGCGUUCAGGUGCUCCCACGAGACACAGCUUCCCUCAGCACUACUCCUUCAGAAUCGCCUCGUGCUCAGGCUACAUCUCGCCUUUCUACUGCUUCCUGCCCAACACCAAAACAAAUUAGACGGCCGGAUGAAAGCAAAGGAGUUGCUAGUAGAGUUGGAUCCCUCAAAGUCCAAUCCAGGUGCAGCAGCAAGGAGAACAUUCUCAGAGCGAGUCACAGUGCUGUUGAUAUCACCAAGGUGGCUAGAAGACACCGCAUGUCUCCUUUUCCUCUAACAUCUAUGGACAAAGCCUUCAUCACAGUCCUGGAGAUGACUCCGGUGCUUGGGACAGAAAUCAUCAACUACCGAGAUGGAAUGGGUCGAGUCCUUGCUCAAGAUGUAUAUGCAAAAGAUAACCUACCCCCCUUCCCAGCAUCAGUAAAAGAUGGCUAUGCUGUUCGAGCUGCUGAUGGCCCAGGAGAUCGUUUCAUCAUUGGGGAAUCCCAAGCCGGUGAACAGCCAACUCAGACAGUAAUGCCUGGACAAGUCAUGCGGGUUACAACAGGUGCUCCAAUCCCCUGCGGUGCUGAUGCUGUAGUACAAGUAGAAGAUACCGAACUUAUCAGGGAGUCUGAUGAUGGCACCGAAGAACUUGAAGUACGAAUUCUGGUGCAAGCUCGGCCAGGCCAAGAUAUCAGACCCAUCGGCCAUGACAUUAAAAGAGGGGAAUGCGUGUUGGCCAAAGGAACGCACAUGGGCCCCUCAGAGAUUGGUCUUCUGGCAACUGUAGGUGUCACGGAGGUUGAAGUUAAUAAGUUUCCAGUGGUUGCAGUCAUGUCAACAGGGAAUGAGCUGCUAAAUCCUGAAGAUGACCUCUUACCAGGAAAGAUUCGAGACAGCAAUCGUUCAACCCUCUUAGCCACGAUUCAGGAACAUGGUUACCCCACAAUCAACUUGGGAAUUGUGGGAGACAACCCAGAUGACUUACUCAAUGCCUUGAAUGAGGGUAUCAGUCGUGCUGAUGUCAUCAUCACAUCAGGGGGUGUGUCCAUGGGGGAAAAGGACUAUCUCAAGCAGGUGCUGGACAUUGACCUUCAUGCUCAGAUCCAUUUUGGCAGGGUGUUUAUGAAGCCAGGCCUGCCAACAACAUUUGCAACUUUGGAUAUUGAUGGUGUAAGAAAAAUAAUUUUUGCACUACCAGGGAAUCCUGUGUCAGCCGUGGUCACCUGCAAUCUCUUUGUUGUGCCUGCACUGAGAAAGAUGCAGGGCAUCUUGGAUCCUCGGCCAACCAUCAUCAAAGCCAGGUUAUCAUGUGAUGUAAAACUGGAUCCUCGCCCAGAAUACCAUCGGUGUAUACUGACUUGGCAUCACCAAGAACCACUGCCUUGGGCACAGAGUACAGGUAAUCAGAUGAGCAGCCGUCUGAUGAGCAUGCGCAGCGCCAACGGAUUGUUGAUGCUACCUCCAAAGACAGAGCAGUACGUGGAGCUCCACAAGGGCGAGGUGGUGGAUGUCAUGGUCAUCGGACGACUAUGAUGGUCACCAGCGGAGAAAGCUUUGAUGCAUGUCCACAUAUCAUUGACUGUAUCCUGUAAUAUGCAACGGCACAGCUAGUUUUUCUGAUUUGGAUAAAAGUUGAUCUGUAUAGUCAACAUCUUGAACUAUAUUUCAAAAGAAUUUAAAUACCUUUUAAAGAAAAAAAACACCUAAAAAUAAAUCUUAACAGAUAACUCUAUUCUGAUUAUAUCAAAGCAAAAUUUUCCUUUCUUGCAAAUUGCUUUGUGUGUUCAAUGCUAGGUCUGAUAGCGAUAGCUUUUAGUAGACAGCAGUAGGUGCCUGCAGAACUUGUGUUUUUCUCAUCUUUAAACAACUACUUAUGCUCUCAAAUCAAGGCUGUCUGCUUAUUUAUACUAGCGUAGGCAACACUUGGAUUUCCCUUCUUAGUAUGCUUCAUAACCGCUUUCCAGAGAGCUUUCGCUUGUUCUUUAUCCUGUAUCUCGUGUUUAUGUGCACAGUGCCAACAGAAGAGCGACUGGGGGAGGCCCUGCCCUGCCUCCAGGAGAGCCAUCCCUCCCAGAGCUUCCGGGAAGUUUCUCACCCCAGGAGCCUCAUGGCACAGUACUCUUGGGCAGUAACUGGAUACCUUUUAUUUGAACAAUCUAACUGGGGGGAAAUGCUUCCUUAAGUGCUGACAGCCUUUUUAACCAAUACAUUUAAAAUUGUACAGAAAAAAAACAUAAAAUCAAAGACUGAUCUUGUACAGAUAUUAGUGUUACCAGCAUUCAUGUGGAAAUCAAGAGCAAAGAAAAAAUAAUGAUAAACAACUCUGUACCAUAACAUUUUCUGUAAUGAUACUGAAACUUAAUGAAUAAAAAAAAUCCUUGAUCAUUAUAUAAAAA